This is a messenger RNA of Cryptomeria japonica (Japanese cedar), 630 nucleotides long. RefSeq names its product non-specific lipid-transfer protein A-like. Gene Ontology annotation, cellular component: membrane. Gene Ontology annotation, biological process: lipid transport. NCBI's taxonomy places the organism in Eukaryota, Viridiplantae, Streptophyta, Pinopsida, Cupressales, Cupressaceae. Bases 1 to 375 code for a protein of 124 amino acids. The record is from RefSeq and is a predicted model, not a curated record. The transcript is spliced from 2 exons. Gene Ontology annotation, molecular function: lipid binding.
AUGGAAGGAAAGCAUAAUUAUACGUUGAAGUUAGUCUGGUUUAUGGUGGGCGUGCUUGGAGCUGCGGUGAUAAUAAGCAGCGGAGUAAAUGCGGCGAUAUCGUGCUCAACGGUGACGUCGGAUUUGAGUGGAUGUCUAUCGUAUGUCACCGGCGGCUCUUCACAGCCGUCAGCCAGCUGCUGCAGCGGCGUGCGCACUCUCAACAGCGCCGCCGCAACUCCACCCGAUCGACGAGCCGCAUGUAGCUGCAUUAAAUCCAUUGCAGGCGAGGUCCCAGGUUUCAGAUGGGAUAGGGCCGGCCAAAUGCCUGGACAGUGCGGGGUUAAUAUUGGUUUUCCCAUCACACCUAAAUUUAACUGCUCCACGAUUAACUAAGGUGGGGGAAAUCCGCCUGGGUGGCUGCUGCGAUCAUACUUCUUCAGCUGCCUAAGUAUUUAUUUACUGUAGUGUGUGAGAUUAUGAGUGUGGGUAUAGUGCUUGUUGUGUAAGAUAAAGGUAGAUCUGUGUGUGGAUGUAAAUUACAAGUUUAUGAUACCGUGGCCAGCUCUGGAACCCAAAGUUCUUGCUAUUGUUUGGUAGUGCAGCUUGAUUGUAUUUAUGUGUUGGCAAAACUAAGAUAUUAUUAUAAGA